Molecule: messenger RNA, 1317 nt
Organism: Durotheca rogersii
Lineage: Eukaryota; Fungi; Ascomycota; Sordariomycetes; Xylariales; Xylariaceae
Exons: 2
Coding region: 1-1317 (438 amino acids)
Source: RefSeq, a predicted model, not a curated record
AUGCCCAGUCGGCUACAGAAACCUCGAACCCAUCCCGUGUCGAGUCGCGAGCCGCCAGCUCCUGCCACCCACGACAUUACCGACGAUGCUAGCUCGCCGCCAAAAAUCACGACUGCCCCCCACGACGUCGAGAACACGAUGAGCACCCCGAGCGCGUCUCCCCAAUCCAAGUCUGCCACAUACGUGAGCCGUACCUACUCGGCCAACGGAAACGUCAACAUCUCAUAUACCAUCCGCACUGUCACUGGCUCUGAUGAGCCUUCAGAUAGCUCCUCCUCGGAGUCGCUAUCCGCGCAGAACAGCAGCUUUUCUAGUUCGACUCGCAGCACUUCCAGCGUUACGUCCUUCAUGUCUCAGCAACAGAUGCACAGCAUCUCUUCCGUCAAGUUAAAACCUCAAUCGCCCAUGUCCGGGUCGUUGCCCUCAAGAUUGCAAAACGGUGACGGGGCCCAGAGAGGAGAGAGCAUGGAAGAACCAGUCGAUUCGGCCUUGGAAGCGCCCGAUGCGUCAGCGGUCGAAGAUUCCUCAUCCAAAGCACAGGAAGGGUCUCCGCAAUGGGAUAGCACCGUCGGCAAGGCCGGUCUCGGAAAGACGGGUCGAGUGAUCAACAAGCUGGUGUCCGACAACGAGGUGCUGAAGCGAGAUCUUCAGAUCGAGAGGCUUAAAGCCGAGGAGGCAAAGCAAGCCGCCAAACUGCUAGAAGAUAAGAUGGACCGUGUGAUAGCCGAUUACGAAUCCCGUUUGUUAGAAGCUAACGUCACGAAGACGCUACUCAGUCGGAAAGAACGACAGGUAGAGCAUCUGCAGUCAGCUGUGGAGCUGGAGAAGAAGCGCACGACAGACGCUCAGGAGCGAGAACGGAUAUGGCGGGAACAGUUGGAGAAGAGCCAGCGCGAGACCAAGGUUCAGGUCGAGGAGGCCAACCUGCACGCCACGCUAAUGGAGGGCCGAUACAACGCCAUCUCCUCCCAUUGGAAGGACCAGGGCGAAGAAGUGAAGCGCUCGGCGGCCGGCCUCGAGGGCAAAAUCAAGACGCUAGCCGAGGAGCGCAGGGCGGACGAUGAAAAGAUCAACACCCUCCGCGAUCUAUGCGACCAGCAAGACGCCAACAUCCGCGACCUCCAGAGGCAAAAGGAAGACAUCGCGAGGCAGUUCGAGGCCUACAAGCAAGAGCAGGAGCAGGCAUUAAGGGACAUCAAGACGGCGGCCCGAGAGAGGACGGAGGAGCACGAGCGAGCGCUGGACGAGACGAGACGAGUGCUCGGCCAGCUCAAAUGGGCGCUCAACGUGAAGCAGAACGUCAAGGAUGCCCAGUAA